Messenger RNA from Chironomus riparius, 1036 nucleotides. The record is from the annotation of a GenBank genome assembly. NCBI's taxonomy places the organism in Eukaryota, Metazoa, Arthropoda, Insecta, Diptera, Chironomidae.
CGAGUAGUCCGAGCUUAGAUGAAACAAAAUCUAUUCGCAGGCAGUGGAUAUUGCAGUCAAUAAGGAAUAUUCGGCUACUUACCUGCUUUUAGCAUCCUUCAAUUGAUACAAGUCAUCUUUAGUGUCCAAAACUAAACAAAUCAAUGAUGUAUAAAGCUCUCAGUUGAGCUAAGUGAUGCAAAAGUUAAAGAAUUUGUGAAAAAAAUGUCAAAAAAGGCAGCAUAAGUCAAGAAACAGGAUAGAAAAAAUGCAUAAAAAUUUAGUAAUCCUCAUUUUACUCAACAUAGGAGCUUACAGUGCUGUGUCUGCAGCAAACAUGUCAAUAUGCACCUCAUCGCGAACAUGGCACGGCAAAACUGCAUGUCUUGUCAAAUCCCCUCACACAUGUCAUCGAGCUGAUGAAAUUUGCACACAAAAUGACAUGCAGCUUUACACAAUCAACGACGAUUUUGACAUGAUGCUCAUUUUUUACUUCACAACAAAGCAAUUUCGAGAGCAGAGCGUCGAGUUUUGGGUGAAAAUUUAUGAACAUGACGAGUGUGUGAGUCUGUCGAGUGUGAGGGGAAAUUUUAAUAUUAAAACUGACGGAUUUGAUCGUGAAAAUGAUGAAAAAUAUUUUUAUUGUGAAUUUAAAAGUAAACAUUUUAGUCUGUUGUGAAGUUUUGAAUAAAUUUUGAAAGUUAUUGCUUAUUCUUGAGUGCCCAAAGUGCUGCAUACAUUGAAUAUGUCCAUUGAAUUACUUUAACAAAUGUUUCCAAGUUGAUUUCGACAAUUUUCAUAGCUCUGACUUUUAAGUUCUUUUCAAAGUUCUGCUGGAGCACUAAAAGCUUCCUUUUGUCACUUAACUUGGAGUCUAGCCAGGUUGAGUUAAAGAGAUUUCUAAACAUUUUUUCAGAUUCUUGCUCAAUAAAGCUUCCAUAGCAACAAGGUGUGAAUAGUUUGAAAAGUCCGUUGAAGCCGAAGAAGAGAACGUUGAAUGACAUUCCGGAUAUGCCCUAAGAAUAAGAACAUAGUCUUAAAAUAUGGCUCAUAACCU